AUGGCGGCGAGGCCAACCGCUCUUCUGGUGCUCGUCUGCGCCGUGGCAGCCCUGGCCGCGUCGGCCGGCGCGACGCAGUUCAGGGUGGGCGGGCAGAGCGGGUGGAGCGUGCCGGGCGCCGGCUCCGAGUCCUACAACACCUGGGCGGGGCGGCUCCGGUUCCAGAUCGGCGACAAGCUGCUGUUCGUGUACCCCAAGGAGACGGACUCGGUGCUGCUGGUGGACGCGGCCGCCUACAACGCCUGCAACACCUCGUCGUACGUCGCCAGGUUCGACGACGGCAGCACCUUGUUCACGUUCGACCGCUCGGGCCCUUUCUUCUUCGUCAGCGGCAACGAGGCUAACUGCCGCGCCAACGAGAAGCUCGUCGUCGUCGUCCUCGCCGACCGCUCCGGCACCCGCACCCCGCCGGCAGCGCCGCCGACGUCGUCCUCGCCUCCUGCGGCUGCGCCUGCGACGAGCCCGUCAUCGUCGCCACCCUCGGGCGCUGCUGCUCCCGUGCCGGUUCCCGCGGCCACCCCGACCUCGCCGCCGUCCCCGGCGGCUUCGGCUCCGGCGCCCGCUCCCACCACCAACCCGAGCUCGCCGCCGGCGCCCGCUGCCCAAACCCCGUCGCCGUCCACAACACCAGGACCGUCUGCUUCCGCCAACCCGCCAUCCGCCGGGGGCAGGAGCCCGCCGUCUCCUUCUGCCAGCGCGCCGGCCGCCGGGGGCAGCAGCUCCACCACACCGCCCCCGCCUUCCGCGGCUGCCUCCGUGGUCGCGGGCUUCGUCGGCUCGCUCGGCGCUUUGAUCGGUUACGCCAUGCUUGCUGCCUGA
Messenger RNA from Miscanthus lutarioriparius, 819 nucleotides. Lineage: Eukaryota; Viridiplantae; Streptophyta; Magnoliopsida; Poales; Poaceae. The record is from the annotation of a GenBank genome assembly.